AUGGUACCGUGCGCCCAAGGUCGGGUAAUCGUGGAGACGGCCAGACCGGCGCCGCCGUAUUUCGCCACCUGCACCAGGUACCGUAGAGCGGUGGUGGUGACCAGCGCGCCGAACGAGAUGGUGGCGAGCGUGUCCGGGACCACGUCGUCGAGCGGCACGCAACUGGACCAACAGUCGACGUGUUCCGUGAAGAACGUGCCGAUCCCGUUGUACAGUACCGCGGCGAGGCCGGAAGACCUGGGCGUAACGCCCUGGUACUUGGAGGAUUACCCGACCAUAGACUCCUCGCCGGGCCCUACGGGCGAUCGGAGCUCGUAUCCCUCGUAUUUGUACGCCGUCGAGGCGGAACCGCUCGCCAAGCCGGACACCACCGUCUCCACCAGGAACAGCAGCACCGAGAACGAGCCUCCGCGGCCGACGUACGUCGGCACCGUGCCCAGAAAGGCCUACAUGGAUCUCAGAGACGCGAUCGCUCUGCUGGACGAAACCUGCCCCAACCAGGAAGUCAGUCCGUCCCUAACUCCGCGAACACCGAGAACCCCCUUGACCCCGCACCCGAGAAACAAGAGGGCACGAUCGAAGAGCAGCGACAACUCCUCCAACUACAGCAACGAUCGGCUGAGCGACCGCUCCUUCGAGAACGCCCGAUCGCAGGACAAGGAGAAGAAACGACCGUUCCUGAAGAAGAUCGGCAUAUCGAAGACGGAGGACAAGCCGUUCCUCGCGAAGUUCGCGCCCAAGAUAAUUGGCAAGCCGUACUUGGAGAAAAUCGGCCCCAGCAAGGCCGUGGAGAGGCCCUUCCUCAACAAGAUCGGAUCGUCCAAGACUCUGGACAAGUUUAUCUUCGACGCGCCGCGUUACAAGCAGAAGAACGCGAGCAAAAGCGAGACGACCACGACCACGACUACGUCGACGACCGCAGCGAAGUCGGAACAAGUCGAGACGGUCUCGGAACCGAAGAAACCGGAAGAGUACAAGGCUCUGACGACGAUUCGAUCGUUCGGCGUCGAGAGGAGACGUUCCGGCAAGGGUCAUCUGUUGAAGAUGUACUCGUUCGAAACGGAAGACCUGGAGUCGACGGUCCAGGUCGAGGAUACCCGGGACCCGUUGCGAGGAGGGUCUCUGGACGACGUGCUGGACUCGGGACCGAGCUCUCUGCCGUUGGAGACCAUCGCCGACGAGGCCACCAAGCCGGAAACGAACCAACGGCCCGCGAACGGCGCCGAAUUGCUAAAGUGUCGCGUCACUACCAGCGAGGAGAUCAUCUACACGAACGCGAGCUUCGGCUCGGACAAGGAACCGAACAGCUGGGGGAACUCGCCCAAGAAGAAAUGGUGCCUGAUCAAAGGCACCACUGUGCCGAGGACGCCCACCCGUUGCAAGGUUCUUCGGGGCUCCCCGGAAUGCAGUGUCCCGAAUUCGCCCACGAAACGUUCGAUCUGUACGGACACUUCGCAACCCGACAUUCCGGAGAAGAGCGUCUGCUCUCCGACCAAGACCAGGAGACAGGCCUACGAGGACGACAAGUCGAGCAAGCAGGCGCAGUUCGAGAGACGCGGGAUUUCAUCGGACAAUCUUCUGACGAAGGAUCGGUCGUCGGUGGCCGCCGCCGCCGCGAAAGAGACCUCGUCCGUGGACUCGUUGGCCCACCGCGGGGCCCACGAGUACACCAAAGAGACGUUCAAGCAGCUGCAGGAUAAAUUCAAGUACCACGAAAUACCGAUGGAGACGUACGCGGAUUUCAAGAGACGAACUCGCGGCAGCGUUCAGAGCGUGAUCGCCAGGCAGCAAGACCGACCGUGGACCAGUGCUCGCGACGACGUUCCGGAUGAUACCACGACCAAAGACACCGAGUCGUCGGCGGAGUCGAUCGCGGAGAAGAAGAGCGAAACCGUACUGCCUCGCGGAGGCACCGUAAGAUCCGUGCUCAAGAAGCAACAGGGCGUCGAUCAUCCUAGCGACCAAGAGUGGGACUCGAAUUCGUCCGUUAGACGCCCGAAACGACGGAUCUUUCACGAGCCCUCCCAGGAGACCAUGGACCUGCUCACGGAGCUCAGGAAGGUCAAGAGCCAGCUAAAGACCCCGUCCUGGGAGAAGGAUCUCGAACUCGAGACGAAACCCGCCCGCCAACCGAAGCGUAUUUUGUUGACCGACAAAGAAUUCUGUCUCUCCGUCGAAAGGGAGAACAGCAUUCGACGCCCGUCGAGGAUACUGAAUUCGUUGGAGAGGACGGAGGAGGGUGCGUCGAACGGGAACCAAGAGGACGACAACAAGGAACCGGAAGAGAGGAAGGCUCCCGGGCCAGCUUUGUUCGAGAAGAAGUGUCUGUCGUUGGACUACGUGGACGAGGAUAAGCCGCAGAAGCCGGAGGCCAGGGCCAUCUCGUUGGCCUCUACUAGGAAUUUGGACAAGUCCGGGGAAAUGGUCGACUACGCGGACUUUGCGUUGAUCUGCGACUCGAAGAGCUACUCGUCGGACGUGUUCAACACGCCCACCGAGGAGACCAACGAGGAAAAGAGCGACAACGACCUGGAGAAAGAAAUCUCGCAGAAGAUGGAUCGGAAUCAUUGCACGGAAGUUGAUAUCACCGUUCCGAUAGAUCAGAAACCGAGCAGCCCGAAGGGUAGCGUUCACGUUCAAGGGAGAACGAGCGAUCUUUACGAGAUCAUAUCCCCGAGAUCAACGCCUUUCCGAGUGAAAAAACGACUCGGAAAGAUUUCCGUCGAGGACACCGUCAAGCCGGAGGGUUUCACCCUAGGUUCUAAGGUCGACUGCCAAUCAGCCGUUGCGCAGAAACGGACCAAGUGCUUCCCUUUAUAACGCAUGUCGACCUGCCCGUGGGCGAAACACUCUCUGUGACACGACGUUUGUCUGUUCCUCGUCCUGAAAGAAAUCACAGGUGAAAGGUGAGUCCGAUGGCAAAUUUCUUCGUCGCGAUUGGUUGCAACGAUCACGCUUUCCUAUCGAAAGAUUCGUCGGAAACGAGACGCUUAUCGAUACUCUCGCAUCUCGUCUCGAAGUUUUUCACGCCGCGGUCGUUCGAAGCUUGCAACGUUUCUGCUAGCAUCAACGAUUUACAAUUUCAGUUCUAUUUUCUACCAAUCGAGCCAGAGAAAAUAGAAGCGAUCCCCAGUUUACCCAAAAUUUCUCUCAGGACGAUAGAACGAUUAAUGGCAAUUAAUACGAUAGUUUGCUCUUGGGGAUAAUCGUGAGCACUAAACGAACUACCAAGCUUUAAUUUUCAACGAAAUACAUAGGCAUUCGUGCGGUUCUUUCUUCGAGCGAACAUCGGUGAACGAGAACGAAUCGUCGUUACAGAUUUCCACGAUAGAAACUAUUUUUACUCGACCAACUUCUUCUAUCCGUGAACAAUGAACACGCAACAAGAGAUUCCCUCUUCUUUAGAGCAUUCCAAAACAAGGAAAACCGAUAAGAUAGACACGGAAUAAGGAUUUCAGUUCCCUUGAAAAGUAACGCGAGCGACGCUCCUUCCGAUUUCGGGUUUUGGAAUACCUUCUCCAAGAUUCUCGUCGCGGGGAGUGGUCGAAACGUUCCACUCGCAGGUAUAUUCUAAAAACGUUAUCCCGACCACUUUUUAACCGACGUUUCGCGAUAGGAAACGGCUCGAUGAAGCUCGAUGGCCGUUUAUUAAAGUUCACGCGGAUCGUUGACAAUUCUUUCCGAACGAGAACAUCCGUCAAACGACGUGACCUCUCUGUCGAGCAGUGCCUUGUUCGUGGAUAUAUUUAUUUAAACGAGAUAAAGCGAAACAAAUGUCCUAUCAAAGAUAUUAUUAAAAUUCCGACUGCGGGCCGGAUGUUCUGAAUGGGUCCACGGAGUUGCGCUUUCGGCGACACGAUCGACCACGUAUCCGGUCUUGGAAGGCUCUCUUUCAUGCGUUCCCGAAUCCCGCCAAUAAUUCGAAACUCGAUCGUAUUUGUACGUCUUCGUUCCAACUUAAUCAACGGAUCUCUUUAAGAAACGUCCAGGCGAGCGAAAGCUCGUUUGCGAAUGAGAAAUUCUUUUAUCAUAAAAUUUCCUCGACUCUAAUCGAGUUUCCAAUUACGUGGGAAGCUAACGAAACCCUCGAACGUUUCUCUGAUUUAACGAGUACUCGGCCCGGCGUAUCGAGGAAUGGAUCAAAGAGAUGAUCGUGAAAGAUAUGUAUACUUAAGCUUACGAGAGUGCAACUCCCACGCUUGCCAAGCCUAUUCCCUGUUCGGCGAAGCGCGUGACGUUUUAACGACACAAAUCCUAUAUACAUAUAUUAAUAUAUCUACGCAUAUAUCGCAUAGAUGUAUUAAUAUAGCUGUAUUAAAUAUAACAGAUUGUUGUGUUCCUCUUAUAAUUUUCUAGAGGUAGAUAGGACUGAGAACGCACUUAAUGGUUAGUAUAAUACGGAAAGUAAAGGUAAAUGUAGAUAUACAGGAUGCCCGGCAGGUUUUCGAGUAAACUUUUCUAAACGAAAAUAUUAUAUAAAUGCUUCCUUAAGAAGUUGUAGAAGGAAAUCGGUGCUGAAUGUUACUUUUGGUCUGCAUUGCGACUAAACAACAAUUACUCUCGCGGACUGGUAUUUCUAUCUUCGUAUUAUCGUUACAACUUUUCGACGAAGCAUUCUUCGGCACGCGUUUGCACAACAUUUUGGCCCGACAAACGAUCGUAAAAAAAUGUUGCCACGAAAACCUGUCGAACGCCCCGUAGAUAAAUAUAUAUGUAACAAAAAAAAAAGUAUAUGCUAUCGUUACUCCGAUGGAAUAUUUGUACGUAUUCUAUGACUAUUAGAGACUAAAGCGAGUUGGUAUAUGUAAUAUAAUAUAUAUACAUAUAUAUCAUAUUAUGUAUAUUUAUACAUACAUACGCGUAUACUCGAUGACAAGUACGCAGGCGUGUGUGUACGGAUCCUAUAGUUGAUGAAAUGUGCCAAAUAAAGAUACGAUUUAUUGUAUGUUAUCGAAGUUACUUUCGUUGUAAGGUAUGCAUCGUGACCAAAGAGUAUGAGGUCGAAUUUAUACAGCGUACUUUUUGGACACCCUAUAUAAAUAUAUUUGUACCGAGUGGUUUCUGCGGGUGUAUAACGCCACGAAUCGAGCGCGCGAAUUAGUGUAAUUAAACGUAGAGAAACGUACAAAAAUCCUCGCGACGAUGCUUUAUCAGAAACUUUUUCACCCAAAUGUCCUUUUCUCCGAUCUAGAGACUAUCCGCUGCUAUCGAUCAUCUCGUUCGAACUUAAAUUUCUCUUAUCGAUAUCAUCGACAGCAGCGCCACCACUUCGAUCGAUGUACAAAGUAAUCCGCGCGUCGAUUUUGAAACAAAUCACUGUUUUCUUUUUCCAACUUUGAUAAGCAAUUUCCAUCUCGAUGUCAGCUACAACGUCAAAUACUAUUUUUUAAAGAAAUUGUUCUCUCUCCAGUUUGUCCCAUUCUUGAGGAUCAACAGCGACGCGCAGAGUGAUCGAUCAUGGCGUACGGACUGUUCACGGUAAAGUUUAGGUAAAUCUGCAUUGUAUAGCGCGUAUAUGCGAAUAGUUGAUAAGUAAACGGUUACGAAAUUUCGCACAGUAACGAUAGAAACGGUAAUCUCGAGCUCAAUUGCAGCCUCGAUUCGCGGCGUUAUAGAUUUUUAAAAACGCUCUAUAUAUGCGUGCACGUUCGACCGUGUCCACGCCUAGAUGUUUGUGUGCGUGUUGCACGUACAUGCGACUUGUCCAUUGCACGGGUGAAAACUACGUGUGCAAACUUAGCGCGUACAUUCGUAUAUAGAAAAAUAGAUAUUAUUUAUGUGUAAUUUAACGCAUACGCUGACCGACCACAAAUUGUUAUCGCGUGCAUGUGUGAAAGGAAUAAUUUAUUCGCGAAGGAUCACGAGCAAGAUUGUUCAUCUUUUUCCUGUUCGUUUCUUUCGAGAAAUAGAAAAGAAGAUAUCCAAUUUAUCGUUUUAACAGCAAUACUGCUUCUUUACAUAUUUUCAAAUGCUCGGUACAGCGGUUUAUUAUCAGCAAGAAAGUAAUGACGUAAUAAAACGCGAUUCGUGAUCCUUUGUUCGUGAACUGCGUGCAACGCACAGUGUGUUCGGUCGGUAGAGUGCAAUCAAAAAUAUGGUGAGGCAGGGUUCGCAUUCUAAUCCGAAGGUAAAUCGUCCAGACUCGUUCUUAACUUACAAAACAAAAAGAAGAAGAAAAAAAAUCCAAAAAAAGAAAAAAAAAAGAAAAAAAAGAAAGAAAGCAAACGAAAGCAUCUCUUAUCACGGCAGCCAUCCGUCCACCUUUUCGGCUGUCCAACGCUCCGUCAUCCGUAUGAUAAAAGAUAAUGUUCUUCGCAUCUACCGAAUUAAUAUCGUGCAUUUGCAAGCGUUCCACUUACACACCUGGACGAAAUUCAUUUAAAAUAGUUAUUUGAAAAGAUGAUAGUCCGACGUUCGAGUGGAAUUGCCGGAGAUCUCGGUUCGAACAAAUCGAGCUUUUCGACAGUUUUAAUUUCGAACUCGAAUGAUCUGUACCUGGGUGGAGGCGAGAAUUAUGCCAGCUCCCCUUCCCCGGAACGGAACAUUCACGUUCCCAUUAAUAUCUGAACAACGUCGAUCGCAAACUUCCAUUAUCCGAACCAAUAGAGAGACACAACCGUUCAGAUAAUUAAACGCCAUCUUUCCGACGAUCAUUCCAUAUUCUAAGAUAAUCUUACAACGUCUCGAAACGAACGUUCAAGGCGGCCCAGGUAACUGUUGCAGAAAACUGUGUCAGGUAGAUGGAAAACACUCGACGAUUUGUUCGAAACCAUUGAAACACGGAUCAGAUCGUAGAUCACCGUAUUCGCGAGGCGAAGGUCUUUAUAUUCGAGUUUUAAACUAUGUUUCUUUCUCGCUGGCGAGAUUUUAGUGGCCGAGUACGAAAGCCCCCUGACGUCCACUCGUUACGGUCACGCGCCGAUAUUUUAGAGUUUUAUUCGGAAGAGUUUAUGAACCCUAUUAAAGAAUCUUAACUAUGUAUACAAUUUUUGUAUUCCCGUCGCGUGUUUCGGGUCUAAGAGGAUUUUAACCGGUUUACUGUCCGAUCGGUCGAAAUAUACCGUCGAUCCCCGUUUACUUUACCAGACAUUUUAAAUUUCACCGACGAGAGAAAGCCUUUUUUUUUCAGCGACGGAUCAACUUUUUAAAAACGAUCGAAUUCCUAAAAUCAGAAGAUACAACGAGAGGCUCUGGUGAUUCUCAAUUUUCCAUACAUAUUCUCUUUCGCCCGAAAAGUAUGAAAUAACCGCGAAUGUUGUUGAGAACGAGUUCUAAAUGCUGUCCAUUUAACGAGCUGAACUUAAGGCGAGCGAAUGAGCAACGUUUUGUAAAUUGUGUGACAAGUGACUUAAAUAAAACACGAUGUGGUACAUUUUGUGUAACAUUGAUACGUUGUUGUAAAUAAUA
Messenger RNA from Colletes gigas, 7407 nucleotides. RefSeq lists its product as uncharacterized. Lineage: Eukaryota; Metazoa; Arthropoda; Insecta; Hymenoptera; Colletidae. The record is from RefSeq and is a predicted model, not a curated record. Bases 1 to 2820 code for a protein of 939 amino acids. The transcript has a single exon.